This is a messenger RNA of Syngnathus typhle (broad-nosed pipefish), 6730 nucleotides long. It is a transcript of the gene chst2b, whose product is annotated as carbohydrate (N-acetylglucosamine-6-O) sulfotransferase 2b. Gene Ontology annotation, cellular component: Golgi membrane. The transcript has a single exon. The record is from RefSeq and is a predicted model, not a curated record. The coding region runs from base 568 to 1965 and encodes 465 amino acids. Gene Ontology annotation, biological process: carbohydrate metabolic process; sulfur compound metabolic process; N-acetylglucosamine metabolic process. Lineage: Eukaryota; Metazoa; Chordata; Actinopteri; Syngnathiformes; Syngnathidae. Gene Ontology annotation, molecular function: N-acetylglucosamine 6-O-sulfotransferase activity.
CUUCGCCGUAAACCUCAGAUUGAAUGUCUCCAGUGUACGCAUUUGUCAAAGCUGGAGCAAAACGGGAGGAAGUGUGCAAACGCUCUCCAAAAUACCCCAAAACUGCAUUUAUGUGGAUGUGCGGCUUCCUCGCAGCGGAUGUGGAUUGAGUCGCGGUGAGCUCCGCCAAGCCUCCUCGCCGCACUGGUGAGAAGGGGGGGGGGGGGGGGGGGGGGACUAUUUUAUUGUCUGGGAUGCGCAUUUUCGAGAGUGGGGGUGGGAGGAGGACGCGUCCCGCGGCGAGAGCGCGUGGGGGAGUUCUCCGGCUCCAUCAUGGGCGUCUGGGACAAUAACGACUCGCCUCCUUGUUACCUCCGCUCUCAUCCGGCGUUGCCAUGAAGAUCGUUGCGCAGUGCAGCGCCAAACAUCAUAGCCGGAUUUGGGAUCGGCGGCGAUUACAUAAAAGAAUCAUCCUUGUCUAGACCCCCCCCCCCUCUUUUAUUUUUGCUUCUCAUAUCCCCUCCACGUCUCGUGUGCAUGUAAGGAGAGUCACUUUUUGGGGGGGUGGGGGCUGUGUCGUGGGCACAGAUGAGAGGCAAGACAUAUCACCCUCCGCUGAAGUUGACAGCACCCUGGGAGAAGGAUGCUGGCUUCGGCAGGAAGCUCAAGACCUACAGGAACCAUACCAAGAUAAUAGCGCACCCCGGCAUCGUGAUGAAAGUGCUGCGCAGGAAGCGGAUUGUGCUGUUUGCGGCCUACUUCCUGCUCCUGGUGCUCACCAUGCUCAACUUGGCCAACUACAAGUGGACCAAGGAGCCGCAGCCUUGCAGCCACCCCAUGAGGGGCGCCACCUACCAGGGUCGCUCUGACCUGCGCUACCUCUACAGGCCCUCGCUAGCCAAGAAGAGGCAACUCAUCUACGUGCUGACGACGUGGCGCUCGGGCUCGUCCUUCUUCGGCGAGCUCUUCAACCAGAACCCCGAUGUGUUCUUCCUGUACGAGCCCAUGUGGCACAUCUGGCAGAAGCUGUACCCGGGCGACGCCGUGUCUCUGCAAGGGGCGGCGCGCGACAUGCUGAGCUCACUGUACCGCUGCGACUUGUCCGUCUUUCAGCUUUACAACAGCCCCGGGGGUAAAAAUUUCACCUCGUUGGGGUUGUUUGGCGCCACGCUUAACAAGGUGGUGUGCUCCUACCCGCUCUGCUCGGCCUACAAGAAGGACGUGGUGGGGAUGGUUGAUGACAAAGUGUGCAAAAAGUGCCCCCCGCAAAGCCUCCGGCUGCUAGAAGACGAGUGCCUCAAGUACAACACGGUGGUCAUCAAAGGGGUGCGCAUUCUGGACGUCAACGUUCUGGCGCCCCUCAUGGAGGACCCCUCCUUGGACCUGAAGGUGAUUCACCUGGUCCGAGACCCGCGGGCGGUAGCCAACUCCCGCAUCAAGUCCCGGCAUGGCCUCAUCCGGGAGAACCUGCAGGUGGUGCGCAGCCGGGACCCCAAACUCCGCCGGAUCCCGUUCGUGGAUGCCAGCCACAAGGCCAACAAGAAGGACGGCUCGGACUACCACUCCAUCGGCGCCAUGGAGGUAAUCUGUGACCGCACCUCCCGGACGCUGAGGACUGCGUUGAACCCGCCUGGUUGGCUCAAGGGCAACUACAUGGCCGUGCGUUACGAGGACCUGGUGGACAACCCGGUCAAGACGCUGCGCGGCAUCUACCGCUUUGCCAAUCUGACGGCCAACCGCGACAUCGAGUCGUUUGCCCUCAACAUGACCAGCGGAUCCAACUCGUCGUCCAAGCCCUUCAUCGUGUCGUCGCGCAACGCCACGCAGGCGGCCAGCGCCUGGCGGACGGUGCUCAGCAUCCAGCAGAUCAAGCAGGUGGAGGACUACUGCCAUCACUCCAUGUCUGUGCUGGGCUACGAGCGCGUGCGGACCGCCGGUGAGGCCAAGGACCUGAGCAAAUCAUUACUGACGCACUCAAAGCUGUGAAGACGCUGCCAAAGACGCAAAGUGGGGGAAUCUCGUUGGCCUCACAUUGGGAAUGUAGCGCCUUUUGAACGGCGCCUGCAAGGACCGAUUGCUUUUUUUUAUCGGAACACUGGAUGCCAUUCGUUGCCAGGCCUACUAAUGACAAUGAAAAUCUCUUUGCGCAGGGGUUCUCAAACAUUUUGGGUCUGGGUCAGGAGCUCCUUGAAAAUGUUUAUCCAAAGACCACCUUACAAUCCCAUCAUCACAAUUAGGGAUGGGUUCGAUACCACCGAUACAAAUAUUCACUCUUUGAUACCAAGUACCGAUACCUGCAGUGCUUUCGGUAUAUCAAAUUUGAUUUAAAUAAAUUUGCAAAUUAUAAUUCAAGCAAAGUAUGAAUCUUGAACCAGCCACCAGUUUGAGAACCUCUGGUGUGACGUUUGUGUAAAUUUAAAAGUGGAUGUUAUUUUUUGAAUGUUUGGAAGAAAAAAAGUGUUUUCCAGUCUCCAUAUCAUUUGUACAAGUGAAACUAGUGGAUAAAAAAAAUAUGUUUAAGGUCAAAGACAAUCAAUGCCAUAUUCGAGUAGGCCGACGUCAGACUAGAUUAUUUUGUUUGUUUUGUUAUUGUUUUUUUUUUUUUGUCCUUGUGGGAUGAUGCACUGUGGACAAUGCCUCGACUGCUGCGGAGCUGCCAAAGUCCUCGUCGUCCAUGUGAGCAGUCUUGUUUUUCCAAUGUUUACAAUCGUUGGCUUUACUCUCAUCUAACGCUCACGUGACCUCCAUUAUGUGGUGGUGGUGGGGGGGAGGGGAAUAUCCAGUAAACAAGCAAAGAGUUACUACGCAUUUUAUCCCGUGUAUUGAUUCGAUAUUGCACGCUAACUGACAUUUAACACCAGAGGUUGCAGUCAUAUUUUUCUUCCCCCACUCAGCCUUUGUUGUGGUGUGAUAAAACAGAGAAGAGACAAAAAAGAAAACAUGAUUCUCGAUGCUUAAAGUGGCCCCAAAAUGACACAUGCAAAGUGUAAUCUUGUCAUUGUGUGCUUCCACAAUGACAAGAUUACACAGUAAAGUCUGAGAGAGCUCCUCCCCCCUCCCUCCCUCUUCUUCAUCUUCUUCUCGCCAUCAGUUUAUUCUCCCUUGCAUUGAAACAGCCACUUCACACUUCAGUGCCUUUAAAUUGACCCACAAAAAAGAAUUCAUUCUGAACACAGAGGAUCCUUCUAAUGGCCAAUAUGUCGGAUAUUCUGAAAAACAAAAAACACACAACCAGCAUCUAGAAUUUUGCGGCUCUCUAGGGAAAAAAGACGACUGGUUGAAUUUUGAUUUCAAAAUGUCGCCUUCUUUAUACAGCGAUUUAGUCGACACUGAAUCAACAGCGCCAAAAAUAUGUCUUCGAUUUGAAUUCGAUUAUUUGUUCAGCUCUAGUCUAGUUUACAUAGUUUUUAAAUUUUAAAACAAACAAAAAAAAGCCAGACACAGCAUUCCACUGUGGUAUCUCCAAAAUGUCCAAGCAUGCGCGUCGCACUAUUGAAAGCUCACAUUGUCCUCACAACGAUCUCUAUGUUAAAUUCAAAUUUGGCUGACAUUGUGGAAGCUAGCAGCUUGCCUGUUUCCACUCCGAUGCGCUUGGUGACCCCGUUGGUUUUGCAAGGCAGGGCCUUUGCUUUCGGGGGCAACGAGUACCGAGAAGCCGGAGUCAGAGGUACUAAGACCUCCCCGCUGGAAGAUCAAAUCACAUCCUUCGGCAGGUGUUUAUAGAAAAUAUUGCAAACAAUAUCUCUUUAAAACAGGAAAAAACUAAAACACCAGCCCUGAAAAGACGAGAAAGUAUGUCUGGUACGCCGCUGCCUUUAUAAUAAAGUGUCAAUGCACUUGCCUUGAAUCACAAAGCAGCAGUCCCACUUGGCAAAAUGACCUCCGAUGUCACCCGCGCAAUUUAGCACGCAUAAGAUAAAGCAGUGAAUUAAAGAUGAACGCGCAUACAUACUUCAUUGAAUUCAAACAAAUUCCUCCUCUGUGGAGUUCGACUCUGGGACUCUCAGAAAGUGCAUGUCGUUUAAUAUCCCUCCAUUUGAUAAUGUAUCAAAUUAAUUUCUCCCAUUGAAAUGUACUGAAAUUAAUCUGAGGGGAAACAAAUUGCAACUAGAUUAUUGAUAAAAAUUCUUUGUUAAAUCCAUUAAUCUGUUCCAGCUCCUGUAAAAAUGACAUUUUUUUGGCUAGAUGAUUUUAAUCCAGAUAGACAUGCAAAACUAUGGCACCAAAUUAAAAAAACUGUAUCAAUUAAUGCCAUAAACUGUAUGAGACACAAAAAAAGGCCUCAUAAUAAUAUUUAAAAAAAAGAGGCCAUAGGGUUUAAAUAAAAUUGCGCCCUUGGACCUUCAGCAUAAAUCCUGCCUUUGUGUUUGAGUCCAGAGAGUCCAUAAAGUCAAAAUAAUGUGGAGCGCCCGGUCACCAGGCCAUUAAGCGCUCCGAUUAGAUUAGUUGCAACCGUAAUGGAGUCGACAGAAGACUCAAGGGGGCUUUCCCAUUUAACUGCGCCCGUGUUUAGUCUUGCGCCUAUCAAUAAUAACCAACACUCAACGCUCACUUUAUGAGGUUUACCUGUUUGGAAUUUUACCCGGUUAAAAGAUAAUCAUAUUUAUUGCAGGAUGCAUUUGGCGAAUUUACUUUUUACCAGUAUGACCAUUUAGUAGGACAUAAAAAAAAAACCUUCUGACUGAGUGCACCUAAUUAAUCAAUGCGGCACAAAUGCCAAAGAUUGUUAAUGAGAUUGGGCCAUACCUGCAUUUGCGAAGAAGCAGUGUAGCAAUGCGGAGGCAGAAGCAAAGCAGCGGAAUACAGAAAUGCCCCCUUGGGAAUUUUUGCAGUACAAACGCAAUCAGGGAAAAGUGGCGCAGACAAAAGGAAUAUUUUAUAUUAUAUAUUGCUGACGGAUAAACUUCGUAUUAACGGACGGACACAAAUCCAGAUUGGUGACAAUCGUCUGGAUUGAAAAAAAAUACAGUUUUUUUCCAUGUAUAAUGCGCAAAAUGUAACUAAUUUAUUGUCCUAAAAUCUGGGGUGCGCAUUAUACAUGGGUACAAUUUUUUUUAAUCCGGAUAUCAUACGGAGGCCGCCAUUACAAAUGUGCUUUCUUCUCUGCUGUUCACUUCAAACACACUCCAUACGAACACAAUGCUCUCAUAUCAGACGCUUGCUCGAUCACCUGCUCGUUUGCUGUCACAAUGUACCCUACACAAAUCCGAAACAUUUCUUCGCUAUUGAGUUUGCUAGCGCAUGCGCAGUGAUACUGACCGGCAGAAUAACAUCCGGUUGUUCCCAAAGAUGAUCUUUUUUCUGAAAUAAUUUUACGUUUAUGGACUUAAGUAGGAGUCAAAAUUUGGGUGCGUAAGCAUGGGUACAGGCUUUUUUCCAGCAUCAACAUGCCAUUUUUAGGGUGCGUAUUAUACAUGGGGGCGCAUUAUACAUGGAAAAAAACGGUAAAUGAUCAAAUUAAACACGCAGAUCACACACACACACACACACACACACGCCCACACACACCCACACACGCACACACACACACACACACACUCACACACAUAUGCACACACACACGAAAAGUCAAGACCCGCCACGGUUUGACCUUUUGACGCAAUUUAAACAAAAUCAGCCUCAUCGUCUGUAGAUCGCGCCAAGAAAAUGUCAGCCGGCUAAACCUUUGAUUAGCGACAAACAGCGCCGCAAUUAGAGCCGAUCGUCUGACUGGCAGCCAUUAUUAUCCCCCUUAGGGGCAGGGAAAAGAAACGAGGUGGUUGGUGGUGGUGGGGAUAGUAUGUAACCCGCUGGAUCGAAAUGAAACCUUUAGCGUUAGGGUUAGGUGGCAUCUUGGUGUUAUAAUAUUUUUAUGUGUGUGUGCUGAGCUUCAGUCUAAUAAUAAAAAAAAGAGAAAAAACUCAGUCCAGGAUGAUGCAGCACCGGCCACUUUUCUCUCGAGCUGCCGACUCAUGUUGCUAUUAAUAACGCUGUGAUGUGGAAGUCAUUGCUUUAGGGGCUUCACAAAAACCUUGACUGAGCACAAAUUACAUAACUAUGAAGUACAGAAAAUAAAUUAGAGUACUUUUGGGUCAAGAAAGUUGUGCUUGUUGCUCGACUUUAACUACUGUACAACGUAUUUUGUGGACAUAGAGAUGCAGGACCCUAAUAUAUACGUAUGUAUAAGUUAAAGUUAAAGUCCCAAUGAUCGUCACAUACACAUCUGGGUGUGGUGAAAUUUAUCCUCUGCAUUUAACCCAUCCCCAUGUGAUUUUGAUCCAUCCCCUGGGGGAGAGGGGAGCAGUGAGCAGAAGCGGUGCCGCGCUCGGGAAUCAUUUGGUGAUCUAACCCCCCAAUUCCAGCCCUUAAUGCCGAGUGCCAAGCAGGGAGGCAAUGCGUCCCAUUUUUAUAGUCUUUGGUGUGACCCGGCCAGGGUUUGAACCCACACCCUUCCAGUCUCAGGGUGGACACUCUACCACUAGGACACUGAGCUGGUAUAUACUAUAUUAGGUCACAGAUUUUAGCUUGUAUGUAAAAAAAAAAAAAUUUCAGAUCCCACAAAACUCACUCAGAUACUUACAUUUUGUGAGAAUGUGAAGACAGACGUCGCUUAUGAGUUGCUCAUGCUCCGUUCAUAGUCAUUGAGUAGCAGGUGUAAGUCCGCGCUUAUUUGUACAUGUUUGGCCAUAACAAGUCAAUGGUGCAGACUUAACUGCAAAUGAGAUGUCAUGCGUGAGUUGUGACAAUGAACUAAACAACAAAGCGAGGCGCG